GCUGCCUUGUCAUCAUCGUUUUUUGUUAAUUCGGUAGUUAGCGUGUCUGGGGUAUACUAAUUACUUAGCAGAAAAUAAAAUCUGUUGAAACAUUUCAUAUUCUACACCUUUCACGAAAUUGAAAAGUUAAUACCGAUUUAGAAAACGCGUGUGAUAAAGUGUAAAAAUAGUAUGGACCACUGGUCUUGUGGUAAAAAGAAGCCAGUGGAAAAAAUAAAUAUCUGUCAUCGUAUUUUUUUCAAUAUUUUGCUCUCAUAAGCCACGCAAUUUUCAACGUAGUAGUUUUGUCAUAACGAUAUUUUGUAUAAAAAGUUUAAAAAGCAAAUAGAAAUACGAGACUUGUUGGUAAUUAAGUAAACGAACUGAAAAAAAUCUCACACGAAGAUGAAAAUCGUGCCAAUAGGUUUUCUAAAUUUUUUUUUCAUAUAAAAUUAAACAAAACUUCAUCACAUCAAGUGCCUUAAAUGGAAAUAACUAUACUCUAUUUAAAACAAUCCGCAACUCAAAAUUACAGAAAAUAAGGCUUUAGUAAGAAUAUAACAGUAGCAAACAGCGGUAACAACGAUAAAAUUAUAUAUAAAUUAAAGUAGCAAUAGUCGCAAAAAAGUAGAAUAAGAUUACGAAACUACGACACUGUGUACGGUUUAUGCCUUAUUUAUUGUAUGUUCUCAUAACUUAAAACAAAAGCAACAAAGAUAGUACCCAAAUUAAAAGAUAAAAUACCGUUUGUUGAAAGACGGGAAUUCUGUGAUAAACAGUGUUUCUAAAAUUGCCUUAAUAUAAAAAACGGAGGAACACAUGAUAUAGAAUAAUUAUAAAAAUAAAUAAAUAUUAUCCAAUCAUUACAAAAUAGUGCUUCCUUCGUUUGUCGUAGCAAAAAUCGUGAAGUGAAAAUUUUCGUUUCGGAGUAAUAAUUAAGCCGAAAUAUACUCCAAGAAAUCGUAAUAUUUUUAAACAAAAAAAAAUUUGUUUCUCAUUUAAAAUCUUGAGAUUGUGAAUAAAUCAAAUUACCUGCUGCUACAGACAAACACAUAAGGUGUUGAGAAACACGUUACCGCUUCUUCUCUAACUGCCAUCAUGGAUUCGCAGGGUUAUGAAAAUGCACGUAACAUGACACUGCUCUUUUUCCUUGAGCGUCUCAUGGACAAGGGUGAGGCGCGUACCGUUCACGACUUAUCCUGUCAGUUUGGUAAUAAGGAGUUCACUAAGGAAAUGCGUCAGAUUGCGGGCGGUAGUCAAUCGGGUUUGAAAAAAUUACUCGCUCAGCAUCCGUCAAUAUUUCUUGUGGACGGUGACUAUGUAAAGGUGAAUACUUAUCAGCACGCUUCUGAGGACGAAAGCGGAUUUGGCGGUCGACGUGAUUACAUUAAAGAGGCUAAAGACUACUUCAAAAACAAAAUGCUGCAGUAUGGCGUCGGUGUGGAGGUCCCAGUGCGUAGUCUAUUGGGCCAUCGUUCGCAAGCGUCACCACAGGUGCGGCAUAUAUCAGGUCAGCAUAUAAAGGAAUUCACCGAAUUUUUGCAAAAGCAUACGGACACGUUUAAAGUGGUAGACGAUCAUGUGAUGCUUGUGGGAUGCGAAGAUAUGACCGAUUUGCCGGCACAAGAGCGUCUUCAUUUGCCGCAGAGUAAUAUCGAUACGAAAGCUACUCAGCAGAUGUUGGAUUUCUUUGCGCAAUGCAUCGAGACGAAAGGCCCCAUUUUGGUGGAUCAACUAUUUCAUUUAUUGACGGCGCGCUUUCCACAAGAGCAAUGGUUGCGCAUGUUCAAAACGCCCAACGAUCUCUCAACCUUUCUUAAGCUCUUCUCUGAUUGUUUUCACAUACAAGCAAAUCUAGUCACACUGCUGCAGAAGCCCAAAUUGAGCGACUCCUAUAUACAGCAAGCGCAAGCGCGUUCGCGCGAACAAUACAACUCAAUGAACAACAACAUUAACAACAUGGCCGAGAAGAACCAGUCGCCACCACCGACACAGCCGGCCUUGAGCGCCGUACAACAACGUUUGCAAUCGCCAGCAUUGCGUAGCUUUGCCAAUAACAAUAACAUAAGCGCUUCAUCGCCACAAAGCCCGAAUCUAAACAACUUAAGCAACAACAACAAUAAUUACAGCAUUACAUCACCGAAUUUUAAGCUAAAUGCGCCAGUAUCCAACAUUUCCAGUCCGUCGGCUGCGUCGGUGGCAGAGAAUUCGGCGCAGUCACGUUCAGAACCCAACUCGGGCUUUGACAGUUUCAUACAGAUGACAGACGUACAUCUAGACAACCUCUGUGAGCGCAAUUGUCCUAGCCCAAACACUUGCUCGUCUUACGGUCAAUCUGGCAACAAUACUCCAGCGCCUGUGAACGGUCAAAGCAAUCUGAAUUUACUACAAAACGUCGCCAUACCCACACAGGUGCCUACCGAGCGUCCCAACAGUCUUAACCAGACGUUAAAGCAACGUGUUAAUAAUUUGGUAAUACGCACAUUGGCCGAGAAUUAUGAAAAAGACAAACAAUCACUGGCUAAUCAAGUGGGCAGUGCUCCCGUUGGUUACAACCCACAAAACUCUUCCACGCAUUCAAGUCCUGUGCAUUCCAAUAAUAUCAACGCCACCAAUUCCAAUCCCACUGCUACAGUCAACACGAAUAAUGCACAGCAUUCUCCUAGUCACAAUUACUUUGUCGGCGACACCUGGAAGAUCAAGGUGCUGCAGAACACCACAGUUAUUGCGAACGUGAAACAUUCCAUGUUUGUCACAGAAGCUAUGUUGAAGUUUGCGCAGAGCAACCAGAGCAUAGUCAUAUCUUUGGACUGUGAAGGCAUCAAUUUGGGAUUGAAGGGCGAAAUCACACUCAUCGAGAUAGGUACAACUCGUGGGGAAGCUUUCAUCUUCGAUGUCCGCACAUGCCCUGAAAUCAUCAGCGACGGUGGCCUGAAGACAUUGUUAGAGCAUGAAAAUGUCAUCAAAGUCAUACAUGAUUGCCGCAAUAAUGCUGCGAAUUUAUACCAGCAAUUUGGUAUACUCUUGCGUAAUGUCUUCGACACGCAGGCAGCGUAUGCUACUGUGCAGUACCAGGAGACAGGCAAACAGGUAUACAAGGCGAAAUACAUCUCAUUGAACACACUAUGCGAGCAGUACAAUGCGCCUAUCAAUCCAAUCAAGGAACAACUCAAGCAGAUUUACCGUCGGGAUCAAAAGUAUUGGUCCAAGCGACCACUAUCACGGGAUAUGCUACUUUAUGCGGCCGGUGAUGUGUUGGUAUUAAUAAACGAUCAGCUCUAUGGCAGCCUAGCAAGACAAAUAAAACCGGAAAAUCGACAGUUAUUCUCUGAGCUCUGCACCGAACAAAUACUAAUACAAAUCAAACCCAAUGAGGUGAAAAUACGGAAGAAACAACGUAAAGUAACCACCGAGGUCGCUGAUCUCAAACAAAAACUGGAGCAGUCUAACAAAAGUAUAGUGCUGUCGAAUCGUGAAAUUCGCUUAUUACGCUACAUGGACCUGACUGAGGAGGAAAAAGACCGUCUAAAGCGUAACAACAAUAAAGUCGCAAAGAAAUUCGAGAAAAUGGAAUCGGCGGGCAAUCAAACUAGAGAUCAAAGUGAUUCAGAGGAUGAGCAAGAACCCAUUGAAAAUGAUAACUUCCCAAGUCUCGACUCAGUGCCAUCAGAUAACUCAUUAACGGGUACAUUUUCACCACGCUUCAACUCUGAACCACCCAGCUUGGCUGAGUCAAUGCAAAUGAUGGAUGAAAUUUUGUCCGAUCAGUCAAUGGAUCGUGUUGUGAAAUUGGAUAAGCUAGAAGCGAUAUUGUCAGCUGUUACGCAAAUGCCAAAUGAUCAAAUUAUAACUUCCAAUGCGAUACAGGAUCAAUUGGGCUCCAGCAUAUCAGCCACCGACAGCGUGCAAAUUAUACGUGAAAAAGUCAAAAAUGCUAAAAACUGCAGUUGCAAUUGUGAACGUAGCACUACACCAACAAUGCGCAUAAGUAACAAUGAAAAGAAGACUGUGAAGUUGGUCGACGCUGCAUCUCAAACUCUUAGCACUGGCGACAUCGUCAUUACAAAGAUAUUCUUCCAAGAUGAACAAGGAAAACCGAAGGAGAAAGUGUUGACUUCAUCCCCAAAACGCCUCGCGGCAUCACCGAUUACCCAGUCAACAGCGACGGCCACAGCAUCAUCGUGAACUAAGGACUUCGUAGAGUAAUGAGCUCAGCUUUGUUUUACACAAAUCAUUUGGCAAAUGUAAAAAUGGCAGCUAUGUAAACUAAGUAGUAAAACUAUUUUGGGCAAUAUCUAAACAAACAUAUCAAAAUUAAAGCAGUCAUUUCAACGACAUGGAAAUAUACCCAACACACUUGCAAUAUAUACAUACACAUAUGUACAUAUGUACACAUUAAAGUUUUGUUCUAAUUGCUAAGCGUAAAUUGUUACAAACAUUCAUCUUCUACUUGUCCGUAUGUAUUUAUAUUUUAUUAUAUAUUUUAUUAGAAUUUGUAUUAUCUUAUCAAUAUUAUAUUUUCUCUUUUUUAAUUAAAUGCGUAAAAAGCGCAAAAGUUUAUUUAACAGAUUUAUUUAAUUAAGUUUGUUAAAUUUCCAAAAUGCAAACCAUUGAUAUAUAAGUAGGUAUUCACCUCAAUUUAAAGACUAAUUGAGCCAUACUUGAAAAUUGCUAAUUUGUGUACUUUUGAAAUGAGUAAAAUCUAAGUUUUGUAUGCUUAGACCCAUUUGUAAAUACCUAUGAUCAUAAAUAUACAGUAUCUGCCCGUAUAAUGGGAAGACCAAGUAAUUAAAUUUUUUAUUAUAAUGCAAACAAUUUAGCUAAAAUAUGUAAUAAAUAAAAUAUAUAAACCAGCAAUGUUUGGUGAAGGGUUAACGAAACUGAAGAGUAACACUAUUGUGCUAUCAAUCAUUUGCUUUUCCAAUAUAAGAAAAUUAUAAAAUACAAGCGUAUUUAUUAACCCAAAGUAGUGUUCAACAAGUUAAGCGACAUACAUACAUGUAUGUUUGUGCUUAUCCGCAUAUCUUUGCAUCUUUUAAACUCGGUUCUCAUAGGCAAAAUAUGAAAAUUUGAUGUUGAUUAACAGAUGCGAUAGCAUAAAUACAUAUAAACGGAAAUAUGUUGAUAUAAAUAUUAUAUAUUUAAAAGAAAAUAUACUUUAUAAGUUUUAUGUUCUUCGAAAAAGAAGCAAUUACGCGAUAUGAAACAUUUCGAGCUAAGAAUUUUAUGUGCUGACAUGUUGAAAACAAAACACUACUGUAACUCCUAUCCAAGGUACAUAUGUAUGUACUACGAGCAAUUCGAAAAGCAUUGUUUGAAAACAUGUUUGCUCGCUUAUAAAGAUUUUGUUAUCUACAUAAAUAAUUGUUGCAAUUGCCUUUAAUUCUGUUAUAUUAUAAAUUAACUAAACUUUCGUAGCAAUCACAUGUAUGUGCAAAAUUAUAUGCUACUCUAAACAAUUAAAGACAUACUAUAAUAAUAUAAUAUUGUACAUGCAAUUUUUUAUUGUUGCAACAUCAAAACAACUAAAGACCCAUUUACAAAAAACUUUCCACGCUUUGCGUCACAGUACAUACUUAAACAACGAAGCACAGAAAACGUAGGCUAUGCCACAAUAAAAGCUUCACUUUCAGUGGCUUUCUCUAAUAAAAAUGGCGACUGUGGUUUGGAAAAGCGUAACAAGAUGAGAGUUGCUUGUUGCGUCGAAAAUGUUUUAUGAGAACGUACACCCAUAAAAUAAUGUAGUACAUCGAACUUUUCUGUCGAAACAAAUGUCCGACGCAAGGCGAAGCAAAAGUUCUAUGUGAAUUGGCCAUAAUAAAUCCUAUGAUAACUGUAUAUUUGCAUAUGUAUACUUUAUACACACUUCUAUAUUCAAGUCAAGCUUGAUUUGGCGAUGUGACAAAAUGAAAUGUUGCAACUCUUUAGGAGUCGGAUAAAGGAACUCCAAAAUCAUACGUAUUAAUGCUAACAUCAGAACUGUAAUAAAAUAUUCAAUUAUGUUUUUUUUUGUUAGUUUUAGUAUUAAAAGUUUAUGAAAAGGCUAAUUUACGUAAUCGCUUUCUUCAUAGCCAUAUUAACUGAGUUACUAUAAAAAAUGAAUUAUUGUUACAGAUUUAAAUUCAAAGCAUUUGCAACAAGACAAAAUGAAAAACAAUGAAUAUACAUAUACAUAUAUACAAUAAUGAAAUAUAUAGUACAUAUAUUAACGUUGCAAUUAUUGUUAUAUAAUGAUGAUAUUUAAUCUUUUAUAACAGGCAUACUCAUCUACAUUAACAAAGUACGCAUGCAAAAUUAAUAACUUGCUUCUGUAUAAUAUAAUAUGCUUAUUUGAUUUUGGCUCAACGAGUUGUAAUCUACAUACAUAUACUAAUGUAUACAUAUAAGUAUUUAAAGCUUAAGCGAUUUUUUCUCAAAAACAAAUACAUAUGUAUGCACAUUCAUGCAGCCGUAUGUAUGUACUUCAUUUUUACCUAUACUAUAUAUUUAAACGAACCUAUGGACGAAAUGUGAAUUAAACAUAUACAUAUGAAUAAUGUGAGGAUACUGGAUAAUAUUAAACAAUUUAAUUAUACUUACACAUAUAGUAAAAAAAUAAAAAAGCCUA
Molecule: messenger RNA, 6586 nt
Organism: Bactrocera neohumeralis
Lineage: Eukaryota; Metazoa; Arthropoda; Insecta; Diptera; Tephritidae
Gene: egl
Exons: 10
Coding region: 1078-4164 (1028 amino acids)
Biological process (GO): nucleobase-containing compound metabolic process
Molecular function (GO): nucleic acid binding; 3'-5' exonuclease activity
Source: RefSeq, a predicted model, not a curated record